AACAGGUUUAGCUGUCAUGGCUACUGGAAAGACUUUCCUCGCUAUCCUUUAUCUGCUUCUAUACAGCUGUUUCUGCACAGCUGAAAUUAGCAUGAAACAAGUCAGUCAAGUGGAGAAGGGCAUGACAUUGUCUAAAGAGCUUAUCCAACGGGUCAAUGAUGUGGCUGAAAUUAUUUCAGAAAAAAGGGACACAGUAAACAAAGUCCUCCAAGUCUUUAGUUCUCUUGGCAAAGUCGCAGCAAGUUUUGGAUUUAUUGGGGCAUUAAUUAGCUUCAUCUUUGCAUUCAUUCCACAAUCUAAUCCAGUACUUGUGUUCAUGAAGGAACAAUUUGCAGAAGUCAACCGUAAACUCGACUCUCUCUUCCUUCAAAUUUCCACCCUGCAAACAGAAAUGGAAUGGACAAACUAUGCAAGCAUUUAUGGUAAAGACGAGAAUGUGAUCAAGAACUCCUGGGCCAAGUUAACAGAAUUCAUAAAGUCUGCUCCUGCUGAAUCCACAGAGGAACAGAAGACCAGGCUGGCUGAGAGGUUCACCAAUUUCUAUGAAAACACUGGCACAGAGAACAGUGUUGCUAAUUUCUACAGAUACAUCACUGAGAACAAUCCUGUCAGCUUGAAUAAGAAUCUCCUACAGCUCGUCAUUGAGAAAUCCAAUGGUGAUUUUAAUGUCCUGGUUCAAUACUCCACCUACUUCACCACUCUGAUGGUUUCAGGACUGAAGUUAAAUGUGUUUUAUUACAAACUAAAGGGCUAUGAUGCUGAAGUAAAGGCAAAAGAAGCAGUCACACAACUGUCCAACACUUUAUCAGCCAUACAGGAUGCCUUGAUUGAGUGUGCCGACGACUUUGAGACAUGGGCUCGAAAGGAUGCUGUGAAACUUGGCAGUCAACGAUUCUCAAAAAGCAAAGAACUAGCUACAGAUAUUAAGAAACAUUUGGAGAGCAAGUUCCACUGGUUCAAAUGGAUAGUAAUUGCCCACUCAAAUGAUGUUAAAAAUGAGUUUACCUUUGGACAGUCAAUUAACUUUUAUGCUCAAGAAAAGACAUCAGUUCACAUAAUUCAUCAAGAAAAGGGCUCUGUUGUUGAUCAAAGCACUAAGGGAUCCAUUAAAUCCAGUUUGCAAAAAGAAAUAACAAGUUUGAGCAUUACCACGCAGUGUUUAACAAUGAAGGAGGAGCUGCUCAGCAGGUUUGGUGCUAAAGUUAUCAGCCACAUACAGUUUCUUCAUGCAGUUACAAAACCAUCAGAUUAUGCACAGACAGAUGUGGCGGAUAUUGAGAUGAGCUGUAUACCAUACAUUUCCAAUAGAGACUUUAAUUUCUUCCUCAAAGGAAAUAGUUUCAAGCCUUCCUGCUCAAACGCAAAUUGUAACCAUGGAGAAUGUAAACCCAUCAAGGGCACCACACAAGGAUUCUGUAAGUGCCAUAAGAUGUUCCACGGUCCAGCUUGUGAGGAAAGCAUCCAAAAUAUAAUUGACUAUGCAGCUCUUGAAGGUGAAAUCGAUGGCAUGGUCAUUAAACCAGUCCCUGAUCUGACAGCAAUUUAUUUUAGUGUCAAGGAUCUGAAGGAUUACACUAAAGAAAUAGUUGAGUCUGUCCGACAUGAGAUCCAGUGGACACAAAUUUUUGUGAAAUACAACCUUGUGAUUGAGAAGUUUCGCUAUAUCAAUGCAUUACGUUCUCAACUUAAAAACAGUACAAUAACCCAACGCCACUACGUUUCUGAAGUUGGAGCUCAGUUCACAGGGGGACAGUCUUUUCAAUUUUAUCUCUCAGGCUUUCACCACAUGAUGAUGGGCACUGGAUUUGGAGUCAAACAAAAUAUUCUGGAUAUGUUUCGCAAGUCGCUGGUCCAGGACUCACAAAGUCAGUCUGGUGAGCUAGAAGAGUGCUCAAAAAACUACAGUGACAAGAUUGAUUAUUUUGUGCGCUACAUGUUUGCCCUUGAAAAGGAAGCUGUUUUGGCUUGGUCAAAAUAUUUAAUGGUCACUGAAAAAUCAGAGAACAUUGAUUUUGUUGGGAAGUUAUUUCAGAAGUAUAUCUCACAGCAGUGGAAACUCUUCAAUAAAAAUGGAUGUGGCCCUCUAAAGGCUGCGGAUCUUCAGAACAACUACUGCGAGAAGCACUACCACAGCACAGCCGGGCAGCAGGUGAAAAUGAAAUGUGGUGGAUCAUACAAGCCCUUCCCCAAGAUUGCGGUGUGCUCUGGAGGAAAGUGGAGUGCCCUACCUGUGUGCUACUCUGAGCAGGUAAACGGACAAGUCGAGUGCAAAUCUGAAGGUGGAGCCACUGUCUGCAAGGCCUCGUGCUCAUCUGGCUGGGGCUCUGCCACACACCCUCAGCCAGCUGAGUACAAGUGCUCACAGUCGCCCUGUCCAUCCUUCAUACCACACAAGUGUAACGACUGCACACAUAACAGCGUUUGUAAGGACAAUGAGGUCUGCACUCGCACCUUUGGCACAUGUCGUGACGCAUGCCUGGUCAAACCCUGUGGAGUGAACGCCAAAUGCUCCUCCUUCAAUCACGACAGGAGCUGCACCUGUGUGAGCCCGUGGAAAGGAGACCCAUCCCGGGGCUGCAGGAGUCAGGAUCUCCAGUGGGUUCAGACCAGAGGAGUGCCCACCAAUGCUGUUCGUUCUAACACCAAACUUCCGGUGUGCAAAGCCAUUGGACCUGAUGGCGGGUGGCACAGUGGAUUUGUAAAGGAUCAAUACUGUACCUAUGAAUAUGACUGGGGAACAAAAUGGGCCAGUAGCUAUGAGGUUCUGGUUGAUCCGUGUGAAGGACGUGGUUGGAAAUGGAUGGAGGGGGCACAGUCAGGCAUGGUCUCGUAUGACAAAUCAAAGAGGUUUCCAGGAGUUAAAUACUUCGUGUGUAGUGCGAAGAGUAAUGGAUAUGUUGGGAAGCUUUUCAACACACGACAUGGCUUUCUGUGCCAUAUUCCCAAGAACAAAGAUACCAGGCAUGGAAGUUUCUAUUCUUUGGUUCCACAACCAUGCAUCUGAAGACACUUUUCCAUGAUUCCCUGUUUAGUGCUUAAGUUUCUCCAGCUCAUUUUUCAAGCUUAAUUGGUGGAUCAAAAUACACAGAUGGAAAGGAGUUUAAACAUUUCGCAAAACAUUUAAUCAAGUGGUAUAAACACAUGCUUUUUGUUAGUCUUUUUAUUUGGUUGUUUUUCAGCGUGGUCUUUUUAAAAGUAAAAAAAGUUCGAAAAAUGUAUUAGACAUUGAAUUUUGAUGAAAGUGAGCAAGUGGAGUACAUUUCCACCUGCAGGAUAUUAAUGUGUGUUUGCAGUAAAAUUUAAUGUUCUCUGCGCAGUCAAUACUAUAAACUCAAUGCCAUAAUGUAAAAUUUGAGUAUGCAAAUUCCAAUGAAAAAUAAUUGCUUCAAUAAACGUUACUAGAUGCA
Megalobrama amblycephala (Wuchang bream) is the source of this 3407-nucleotide messenger RNA. Its product is annotated as SE-cephalotoxin-like. NCBI's taxonomy places the organism in Eukaryota, Metazoa, Chordata, Actinopteri, Cypriniformes, Xenocyprididae. The transcript is spliced from 4 exons. The record is from RefSeq and is a predicted model, not a curated record. The coding region runs from base 17 to 3004 and encodes 995 amino acids. Gene Ontology annotation, cellular component: membrane.